UCUGUCCUGCACUCUUCGGGAUGACAGGACAGCGAGUCAACACAUCCGUUUGCUGAGAACAUGACAAAGUAGUCCGUUUACCAUCCAGCAUAGUUAGUCAAUGGCUAACUAUGAAAUACGAGCUGGCAACACAGGGGUAGUUUGUCGAAGGUAGGAACCGCCAAAAACCAAAUAGUUGUGUCGACUCGAGCUCUUCAAGCUAACUUUACGUUAGCAGCCCACCAUUAGCGAGCUAACGUCAACCAAGAAUAGGCGUUAAAGUUGACUUCGCUCGCUAAAGACUCUUCAGCGGGUAAAUGUGCCCCGACAGCUGAAGCGGAGCGGCACGUGUCGUGCGCAGACCGAACAGAAGUCGGCAAGUUUAACUCCGAGACCGAGAAUCAUGGCGUCGACGCGGUUCAGUCCGACAGCAUAUGCGGAGGAGCGGUUUUGACUCGGGGCUGUCAACAAGCUCGCUGACGUUCAGCUCAGCUCUCGAGCCGCCAUGGCUCGAGUCGAGAACGGCCGUCAGCCCGCGGACACGAGGAGCAUCCUGACGGUGAGCAGCAGCCAACUCGACGACGAGAGCUCCCUGGGGUCGGACUCCGAGAUCAACGGAUUCACCAUUGACAGACAAACCGACAAAUAUGGAUUCAUCGGAGGAGCACAGCAGCACACGGAGGCGUCGGCUCAAGAUUUACCCCCACAGGUGCUCAGGCAAAGGGAGGUGAAGUGGCUGGACAUGCUCAGCCACUGGGAUAAGUGGAUGAUCAAGAGAUUCAAUAAGGUGAGGCUCCGGUGCCAGAAAGGAAUCCCUCCUGCUCUCCGAGGCCGUGCAUGGCUCUACCUGUCGGGAGGGAAGGUGAAGAAGGAGCAGAACCAAGGGAAGUUUCAGGAGCUGGACAACCAGCCUGGAGACCCCAAAUGGGUCGAUGUGAUUGAGAAAGACCUCCAUCGACAGUUUCCCUUCCAUGAGAUGUUUGUGUCACGGGGAGGACACGGGCAGCAGGACCUGUUCCGUGUUCUGAAGGCCUACACUCUGUACAGACCAGAGGAGGGAUACUGCCAGGCUCAGGCUCCCAUCGCUGCUGUGCUGCUGAUGCACAUGCCUGCUGAGGAUGCCUUCUGGGGGCUGGUCCAAAUUUGUGAGAAGUACCUUCCUGGCUACUACAGUCCUGGUCUGGAAGCUAUCCAGUUGGAUGGAGAGAUCCUGUACGCUCUGCUGCGGCGUGUCUCCCCGCUCGCCUUCCGCCAUCUGGAGAAACACAAGAUUGACCCCAUCCUCUACAUGACUGAAUGGUUCAUGUGUGCCUUCUCCAGGACGCUGCCCUGGGCCUCUGUGCUGCGCGUCUGGGACAUGUUCCUCUGUGACGGAGUAAAGAUAAUCUUCCGUGUGGGUUUGGUGCUACUCAAGUGCAUGCUGGGAACCCGAGAGAAGCUGAAGGCCUGCCAGGGCCAGUAUGAAACCAUGGAGCUUCUCAGGGCCAUCGAGCCCCGAUACAUGCAGGAGGGCUUCCUGGUCCGAGAGAUUCUGGAGGUGCCGGUGACGGCGCGAGAUGUGGAAAGGGAGAAUCACACCCAGCUGACGCGCUGGAAGAAGAACCACGGAGAGCUGCAUUUCAAAUCCCCCCCGAGGAUGCACGGCGCUCGAGUCGUCCUGUUGGCCGAGCCGCCGAGACGCCAGGACCUGCUGCAGAACCCCACCAUUGUCCUCGUGGCGCCUCCUCCGCCCACCCCGCAGCUCAAGAAGGGCAAGGAGGAGAAGAGGAGCGUGAAGAAGAGGAGCGUGAAGAAGGCCCCGCCUGUCGUGGAGAUCCCUAAUCCUUACUCCCUUCCCAAUGACCCUCCACCUCCACCCUCAGAUCCACCAGCUCCUCCUCCGGGCGGCAACGAGACGGCGGAGGCCGCGCCACGGACUGAAACGGACCCGUCUCACCAGCGGCAGGCGCCUCCUCCAGACCGCCCCCCUGCCAAAGAGUCUCCUCUCCAGAGAUCCACACAAAGCCUGAGCAGCACAGAGCAGGACACGUACCUGUAGCUCGACAGCAGUGUGUGUGUGAGAGAGAGUGUGUGUGUGUGUGUGUGUGUGUGUGUGUGUGAACGAAGCACCAGCACCCUUCAGCCAACGGCCAGCAAGCCUUUCCAAGGUUUAUUAUUCUAAUGUUGGACUGUUUAGUAUUCAUUUAUUCCUUUUAGACACCAUUUUGCCUUUUACAUCACUGAUGCACUACAGCAUCGCGGCUGUGUGUCGAACGACUUUGAUGCUUACGCCAUGUCUUCAUGUCGAGCUGAUGUCGACGCUUAAUGCUCUUGUACCGACUUUAAGUGUUGGGUCUGCAGGAGAGACGUGUGGUUGACUUAUUGGGAGCAGUCAUUUCCUCACCGUGUGGUUUCAAGGUUAAAAUGGCACCUCAAGAACAAUGGCGUGCCACAGCUGAUGCAGAUUUUAUAUACAUUUCUGCUCAAAUUCAACACUAUUAAAUUAACUAGUCAUUAUGCAGCGGGAGAUGUAAAUUGUUCAACUUAAGCCAUGACAUGUCGUGAGGGGUUUUGUCCACUAGAGGGCAGCCGGGCCGAGGUUCCAGCUGUGGAUUCCCUGAUCACAGCCGGGAUGGGAUUCCUUUCAGGGUUCACUAACUUUGGGAGGUACAAUUCUGAGAUUGAGCUUCUGUUUUUUGUUCAUUUGUUUCCAAUCGGGGAAAUUGUGCAUUUCCUAUUUUUUUAUUCUUAAAUUUGAAUCGACCCAUGAGAUUGAGUUGGACCACGCUGCUCACGCGCCUCUUUUCUCUCUGACCCUCAUUUGUUUGAAGGACGGUUGAAUGGCGGGCGGUGUUUGUGCAUUCCCUGCUUGCGCACAAAAGGUCACUUUUUUUUUAAUGAUUCUGUUGAAUAUAUGUGAUUCAACUCUAAUGUUCACUGCGCCCGGCACUUCCAGACACUUUAGAGCAGCAGCGAUGGACGUGACUCUGGCAGAAGAGAGGAGCACACUAGACAUCAGUCCUCCCUGGACGACACAUUCCUGCCUGGUCAUCAGUCUGAAAGCUCUCUCUCUCUCUCUCUCUCUCUCUGUGUCUCUCUGUGUGUCUCUCUCUCUCUCUCUCUCUCUCUCUCUGUGUCUCUCUGUCUGUCUCUCUCUCUGUGUCUCUCUCUCUCUCUCUGUGUCUCUGUCUCUCUCUCUGUGUCUCUCUCUCUCUCUCUCUCUGUGUCUCUGUCUCUCUCUCUGUCUCUGUCUCUCUCUCCCCUCCCCCCUCCCCCCCCCCCCCCAAUGCAAUCCUGUAUCAUGUAUAGAUCUGUGCAUGUGUUUCCUGUGACGACAAGUGAGUGCAAAUCACCUUAUUGUGCUGACCUUCCUCUCGGCUUUGUUUAAAUAUCCCGUGAGAGCCAAGAAGAUCUCCCGUGUGGUCGGUCUGUUUUUGUCUCUUAUGCUAGACGUACCAAAGCAGAUCAAGACUGUAGUUUUGAGACGACCUACAACCGCCACCUGAGACAAGGCGUGCUCUGUUCGUACAGCCAAGAGGGAUCAAAUGAUUUCAAGAUCUUUGUAGCAUUUCUCUUUUAAAUAACCUGCCUCAUUUGGAAACAUCCCGGGGUGGUGAGGCUUUCUCUUUCAAAAACAUAUCGGACAAUCCUUUUUUGUGACGGUCCAAAUCUGUUUUUUUCUUCUUCUAACUUUCAUCACUGAUACAAAGUAAAGGGAGUUUUGACAAGCUUAAGCACACAUGUGUAAGAUGUGUUUUUGUAUACGAUUAAUAUAAAAAAAGGUCUUCUAAACAAUACAUGUGUUGGGUCAGUUUUAAAGAGCGUUGUGGUUUAAAGGGAUCAGACGUUUUCCAUCAGCCACUUUAGUUGCUUAUUUUACACAACUCACAUUUCGCUGAUAUAUUUUAAUUUAAUGCUCAUUGUGUAAAUACAACAUGUACAAUAAUUUGUUUUGUAAUUAAAUAUGUACCAAUGUAUAAUGCUA
Molecule: messenger RNA, 3943 nt
Organism: Pseudoliparis swirei
Lineage: Eukaryota; Metazoa; Chordata; Actinopteri; Perciformes; Liparidae
Product: TBC1 domain family member 10A-like
Exons: 9
Coding region: 485-2017 (510 amino acids)
Source: RefSeq, a predicted model, not a curated record